AUGGAGGCAAGCAGGGGCGAAGAGAAGGGCCUCAGCGGCAUCGACUCGACGGAGCGGACGACGAGGGUGGCCACGGCAUUGGCAGUAUGCAUCAACGACUACCGCACGACUCUGAACACCCGCGAAGUAACAAGCGACGAGACAGAGAAGGAUGUGCUGCUCAAAGCGUGUCACCAACGAUGUGCGGACCGCACUUUAAAGGUCUUAGAGAAGAAUGGCGGCAUAUACAUCAAACUCGGGCAGCACUUGAGUGCGAUGAACUACCUACUACCGAGCGAAUGGACGACCACAUUCCUACCGUUGCAAGACAAAUGCCCCGUCUCCUCCUUCGAUUCCAUCCAAGACAUGUUCAAGAAGGACACUGGCGAGGACCUCUGGUUCUACUUCUCCGAAUUCGCAGAGGAGCCAAUUGGCGCAGCUUCACUCGCGCAGGUCCACAUCGCAACAAUGAAGGAUACCGGGCGCAAAGUGGCUGUCAAGGUUCAGCACCCAGAACUCGAGGCGUGGGCGCCGCUCGACCUCGCCACGACGCGAUUUACAUUCUCGACCCUCAAACGCUUUUUUCCUGAGUAUGAUCUCGAGUGGCUCUCCUCUGAGAUGGAUGUUUCCCUGCCCAAAGAACUCAACUUUGUGGAAGAGGCCGACAAUGCGCGAAGGAUGAAGGAGCAUUUCGCAAAGCUACCUGAGCUUCCCCUGGUCAUCCCAGAGGUGCUCUGGGCCAAGAAGCGCAUCUUGGUGAUGGCCUGCGAACCUGGCAAACGACCCGACGACCUCGAGUACCUGGAUGCCAAUGGCAUUGAUCGCGACGAGGUAUCGUCGACCUUUGGCCGCAUCUUCAACGAGAUGAUCUUUGGUGACGGUGCGCCGCUCCACUGCGAUCCCCAUGGUGGAAACAUUGCGAUUCGAAAGAACGACUCUCGGCGGAGAUUUGGCCGGGGCCCGAAUUUUGACAUUAUUCUUUACGACCAUGGACUCUACCGGGACAUACCCCUGCCGCUACGACGAUCCUAUGCAAAGAUGUGGCUGGCCGUCAUUGACGGCGACGUGCCCCGUAUGAAGAAGUAUGCCUACGAGGUUGCCGGCAUUGAGGAGAAGGACUUCCCUCUGUUCGCCUCCGCUAUCACAGGCCGCGAUUACAGCAUCGUCAGCAAGCAAGGCUCGAUUUUGCAGACACGCACCUCGGACGAGCAGCAGAAUAUCAGUGGCGCGUUGCAGGAAGGACUCAUUGUGGAUCUCGUCCAGCUUCUGAGUCGCGUUCCUCGCAUCAUCCUGCUCAUUUUGAAGACCAACGACUUGACCCGGAGUCUAGACGAGAACUUGCAGACCAGACAAGGUCCGAUACGGAAUUUCAUGAUCCUGGCCAGAUAUUGCGCCAGGACAGUCUUCUACGAAAAACUAGAGGAGAUCAGGGCGGCAGGGUCGUUGAUUUGGCCAACAAAUGCUCUGAGGAUGUUUGCCGCAUGGCUCAGCUUUGCACGGGUCGAACUGAAGUUGGAAGCCUUUGAACUGUACCUUGGUGUCAAGCGGAUGCUUGGAAUGCAGAGCACGGAGUUUGGGAGCAGUCCUCUGCAAAGAUAG
Molecule: messenger RNA, 1578 nt
Organism: Emericellopsis cladophorae
Lineage: Eukaryota; Fungi; Ascomycota; Sordariomycetes; Hypocreales; Bionectriaceae
Product: ABC1 family protein-like protein
Exons: 3
Coding region: 1-1578 (525 amino acids)
Biological process (GO): mitochondrion organization; lipid homeostasis
Cellular component (GO): mitochondrial inner membrane
Source: RefSeq, a predicted model, not a curated record